Messenger RNA from Archocentrus centrarchus (flier cichlid), 2513 nucleotides. RefSeq names its product hyaluronan and proteoglycan link protein 1-like. The record is from RefSeq and is a predicted model, not a curated record. Gene Ontology annotation, molecular function: hyaluronic acid binding. Gene Ontology annotation, cellular component: perineuronal net; synapse. The transcript has 4 exons. Gene Ontology annotation, biological process: glial cell differentiation; positive regulation of neuroblast proliferation; central nervous system development. Bases 193 to 1212 code for a protein of 339 amino acids. Lineage: Eukaryota; Metazoa; Chordata; Actinopteri; Cichliformes; Cichlidae.
UCCAGUAGCACCACAGGCAGCUGCUGAGCAAACAAAAACGGAAAGGGGGCAGCUAGAUUAAUAAAAUUAAAAGACAAGAAAAAUUGUUUAAAUAUUUACAUCUUAGAUAAGAUACAUUUUAAUUACUAAUAUUUUGUUUAAUUUUCUUUGGUGAAGGGAUCCCUUUGAGGAAAAAAACAAAAGAGAGAGAAAAUGAUGAGGUUGCUGUGCAUCACUAUACUCUUCAUGACCCUGGCUGGCAGUGCGUACAGUCAAGAGACAACCCCUCCCUCACUAAAGAGAGUCAAGGUUUCUGCUCAACUAGGUGACAACAUCACCCUGCCCUGCAGGCUCUGGUCCUCAGACAGUGGAUCCUUGAAUGUCCGGAUCCAUUGGACCAAAGUGGAAGAUGAUGAAGCAAUGAAUGAGGAUGUUCUGCUUUCAAUGGGAUACCACAAGAAGACCUAUGGGAGCUUCGACGGUCGGGUCUUUAUGCAGAACUCUGACAGUGAAGACGCUUCCAUAAUAAUUACUGCAGUCUCCAUGGAUGACAUGGGAAAAUACCAAUGUGAGAUCAUGAACGGGAUUGAAGAGACAGUGCAAGAGGUCAUCUUGGAGGUGCAAGGUGGUCUGAUAGAUGGUGUAGUGUUCCCAUACUCCCCCCCUUUGGGCAGAUACAACCUGAACUUCAACGAUGCCGUGCAAGCCUGUGAGGACCAGGAUGCUGUGAUUGCCUCACAUGAACAGCUGCUUGAGGCAUGGAAGGGCGGUUUGGACUGGUGCAAUGCUGGAUGGCUGAAUGAUGGCACAGUGCAGUAUCCUAUCACCAAACCCAGGCAGCCUUGUGGUGGCUCCAACAACGGGCCUGGCCUCAGAAACUAUGGACGCCAAGACAAGAAGAUUAGCCGAUUUGAUGUGUUCUGCUUUGCUUCUGCAUUCAAAGGACAUCUCUAUUGGCUGGUCCAGCCUGAAAGGCUGACCUUCUAUGAGGCUGUGCAGGCAUGCAGAGACGACGGUGCGGAGAUUGCCAAGGUUGGCCAAAUAUUUGCCGCCUGGAAGAUCGAGGGCUACGAUCGCUGUGAUGCUGGCUGGCUGGCUGAUGGAAGUGUCCGCUACCCCAUCUCCAGGCCCCGCAAGAACUGCAGCCCUACAGAAACAGCAGUGCGUUUUGUUGGGUUUCCUGACAAGACGGUGAAGUCCUAUGGCGUGUACUGCUACAAGGCUGAUCAGUGAGGGGGUAGAUAGGUCUAAAGAAGCCAUGACCACCAAAGAGCAGCAACAGCCACAACCAGUAAAAUCAACAAUGAAGCAGAUAAGCUUUUGAUCUAACCUAGCAUGAACUCAAUACCUUUCUGAAGCUGUAAUAACCCUAAGAAAAUAUACAUGCAUACAUCUUAUACCCACCUAAGCAUUGAGAAAAAUGAUUUGUAGCUAUUGUGUUUUGUAUUUUUUUAUGCUGGGCUUUCGUUGGUUUUACGCAGAGUAUUAAGUAAAGGUCUGUUGUGUCAAAGUAUGACUAAUGUGACAGAGACGAGGUUAGAAGGUAAUGGUCAGCAUCAUCUGAGUUCAGUUUGUCUCCCACAAAUGAUUAGAUUGAUGAAGCUCAAAAUUUAGUGCAAAGACGUGCAUCUGCAGCUGAAAUGAGCUGCAUUAAAAUUCAUGUUCAGGUACUCGAUAAAAAAUAAAAUAUCACAUAUUUUUGUUCUUGACAAAGUCUACAGCUAUGGGUACCUGUUACACUGUACAAAAUGAUCAGCUGCAGUUAAUGUUUGCUUUUACCGUCUGAAACUGAAAAAAAGCUUUUCAAACAGAAGAGCUGUGAUGACAUUAUUUGCCAAGAAAAUGAAGGUAAAUGUUUUGGUCUGUUACUGUUUUUGCUGUGGAAGCUUCUAUUAGAGCCAUUUCCAGGUACAAAGACCAAUAUAAUCUAAUGCAACGCACUCUUUUGUCCUAACAAAAUGUUUUUACAUUUUAAUGAUGUUUAACAAUAGUUUAUUUUAUUUUUGUUUUUCUAGCAUGUGUGGGGUUUUUUUUUUAAGAAAAAGAACAGAUUCAGUCUCAUAAUUUCUCUAACAUUAUUUGGAUUCUAGCUAAGACAUUAAUUCAGAUUAGCUGCAGAUAUGACUCUCCAACAAAAGAGUGAUAUUCCCAAAAAAAAUCUAAUAUUACAGCAGUUAAAGUAUGACUAUUAAAUGUUUUGUUGCACAUGACCACUGGCACAGUCACACAUAUUCAUGCUGUGAGCUGCAAAUUUCAAUUGGUAUUCUGUUUUUUUAACAGGUCAUUUUAUUCUGAUGAUCAAUCACACUCUCGGUGUGAGCUGAUAAUUAGAGGUGCAACAAAACUUUUCUAAUCCUGGAUACAGACACACUGCAUGUAGAGCACAUGUGAUAAUGAGGUGAUGCAUUGUUUGUAAUAGCAAAACUCAAAUUGAAAUUUGCACAUGGAAAAAAAAAAAGGCGAUGUUGUAUCUUAGCACCAUGUACCUUUUCAAAUGAAGCUGUUUGAAAUAAAGAACACAAUUUUUUAAUCCA